UCUCUAUGCUUUACGACAAUCUUCCUCAUCGUCUAUCUUCCUCUGGUCAUUGUGCAGAAACUUUAUUCGUCCUUGUUGCCGUACAACAUGAGCCUUUCGGCUGACACUCCACUCAGUGAACUUUCGCUCGAGCUUCUGAUUUUGCAGGUGGUUCUACCUGCUUUAUUAGAGCAAACGCAAGCUCGAUUUUUGCUCAAAACUAUCGUGAUGUGGUGGUGCGUGCAUGUCGGGGGCGCUCUCAGUUUGGAUAGGUACCUUCUGCCUGAUUUACCGAAUCCUGAGCACCAGCAAGAUGGCGCUGGAGCGCAAGGUGCGGGUGGUCUAGCUGCUGAACACCAGGCGUUGCUGCUUCUUCGUGAACCGCAGGCUUUCCAGCCCUACAUUCGCCCUCGAUUCUUUCCUCUCCGAGUUCUGGUACUUCUUGCGACUAUGGCAGCCACAUGCUGUUUUGCAAGCUGCUUACUUUUCCUUGUACCAGUGGUUGUUGGAAGAGCGAUCAUCCACAAUCUGACUGGCUACUCUAAUGUGCACGAGCUUUACACUGUUGGAACGGGCUUGUAUGUAUGCUGGAUGUCUGUGAAAAUGGGUUUACUUACGUUGCAUUGGUUCCACCUCGGUCUAAAUCAUCUGAGAGAAGCCUUCGUUAACUCUAUUUAUCUGGUUAGUUUUCUUUUGCUACCCAUUAAGACUUCUAUCAAGGAAUAA
Cylicostephanus goldi is the source of this 705-nucleotide messenger RNA. The record is from the annotation of a GenBank genome assembly. Lineage: Eukaryota; Metazoa; Nematoda; Chromadorea; Rhabditida; Strongylidae.